Hippocampus zosterae (dwarf seahorse) is the source of this 3534-nucleotide messenger RNA. It is a transcript of the gene cxxc4, whose product is annotated as CXXC finger 4. The transcript has 3 exons. Gene Ontology annotation, cellular component: nucleus. The record is from RefSeq and is a predicted model, not a curated record. Gene Ontology annotation, molecular function: zinc ion binding; methyl-CpG binding. Lineage: Eukaryota; Metazoa; Chordata; Actinopteri; Syngnathiformes; Syngnathidae. The coding region runs from base 969 to 1838 and encodes 289 amino acids.
UCCCCGGAGUUGUUAUUCAAGGGUUUGACUCUUAUCUGAACUUAACAUGCAUGUUUUGGGAAUGGGUGAAGAAAUGGGAGACUUCCCACACAGGGAGCUUCAUUUUAGAGUUGGACCCAGAUACUCAAAAUCGCGGGGCAGACUCCACCCCACCAGUCCCACCGUGCCGCCUCCGUAACCCGCCCUUAUAAUGAAAUGAUUAACGAUAAAAAAAGAAUCCAACGUGCAGGUGCUUAUAUAUGCCCCUGCUUGCGUUGAGCCAGCCUCCCUUCUCCAUCCCCCCACCCCCUGCGUGUUUCUAUAGUAAUUUCCAGCCAAUGAUCAGUAGGUGUCCGCAUCUCCGCGUCCUCACCUCAGCACCAAUCAGCCACACACAGCGACAAGCGGCGGCGGUGGAGCCAGCGAGCAGGCAGGCAGGCAGGCAGGCAGGCGGAGAGACGCGCUCAUACACACUCCACAAAGCCCGGGAUCAGGACGCAACAGCAACUCCCACUCCUCCAACGAGACCGUCGUUAUUUUGAACAGAGGUGGGGGGGCUGGACAAAAACACGGUUUCUGCACUUUUUUUUUCCUUUUUGCCUUUUUUUUGGUUUUUGUUGUUGUUGGUCUUUUUGGUAUCAAAGUCACUACCAACAGGAAGAUGGCUCUUUUGUUUUGAGCGCGUUUUGGAGUCUGAGCGUAUCUUCUUCUGUUUUUCUUUGCCACCCCCCCCCCCCAACCCCAGUCCUUCUUUCUUCUUUUACCACCUCCACGCUGCGCUCCACGCAUCUCUCGGCGGUAAUGUGCGCGUGCACAGCCGCAGGCUGCUAACGCCUCGGGAGCUUCUCUCAACGGGAACCUGCGCCAGACGAGUUCGUCCAGGAUGCUACGACGCUGUUGGUAAGCAGCCGGAGUUCGACAAAGGCCCGAGUCACCUCGCUCGGACCCCCUUCUUCGUCCUUUAAACGCCGACAAGCCCUCCCUCAACCAUGGCGAACCUAAGCAGCGCGCUUUGCAUCGAAAAUGGACAAAACGCGGACGUGUCGCUCUUACAAAAGGAUAAUCUUCAAGACGGUGGAUUAAGCCAGCUUUUGGAUUAUAACGCCGAAAUGGAAAGGUACCGAUCUUUUGCAAACUUUUACAAAACCAACGGGGCCUUCCCGCAGGCGGCCAAGAUCGCCCGCAUCACCACGCCCAUUUUCCCCAGCGCCAGGAUCGGCAUGUCCCCUUGGAACUGCGAUAACGCCAUGCUUUGGGGGAGGAAAUCGGCGGCAAUAAACCCUAAUAGGACCAGCAUGCAUAGAAAUGACUCCCAGAGGCCGGGUAAGCCUGGCGUGCCGCCCGAGACGCUGCAAAUGGCAAAUAAUAAUUUCCUCUCUACCUUAUCCCCCGAACACUGCAGACCUUUAGCGGGAGAAUGCAUGAACAAGCUGAAAUGCGGCGCCGCCGAAGCAGAGAUAAUGAAUCUCCCCGAACGCGUUGGAACUUUUUCAGCCAUUCCGGCUUUAGGGGGCAUCUCAUUACCUCCCGGGGUCAUCGUCAUGACAGCCCUUCACUCCCCCGCAGCCUCGGCAGCCGUUACAGACAGUGCGUUUCAAAUUGCCAAUCUGGCAGACUGCCCACAGAAUAAUUCCUCGGCAUCCAGUGGAAACCCGGCAAAGAAGAAGAGGAAAAGGUGCGGGGUGUGCGCGCCCUGCAGGCGGCUAAUCAACUGCGGUGUCUGCAGCAGUUGUCGCAACCGCAAAACGGGCCACCAGAUCUGCAAGUUUCGGAAAUGCGAGGAGCUGAAGAAGAAGCCGGGCUCGUCGCUGGAGAGGACGCCGGUCACUAAUGGCGAAGCGUUUCGGUGGUUCUUCUAGAGACGCCGGCCGCCGUCAUCCAUCACCCGGCAGGAGGUCACGAUCGACCGUGGACCGUCUGCUCGGAGCACGUGACCCAAAGCGCCCCCACCCCCACCCCUCCCACCCCAAAUGCACACACACGUGCUCACACAACACCCCCCCCAAUACACACACACACACACACACAUACACACGUGGAGCGGAGGACGGAAUACAAAGCGGACGUAACGGACGGGACGGAGUUGUCAAAAACAUACUGGCUGUUGUUUCUUUUUUCGGUGUAAUUAUUGUACCUUUUGACAGUAUCAUAAUGUAUAUUUUUGGUGUCUUAUGAAUGUGUUUUCAGUGUUGGCGGCCGGGCGAGAAUGGGCCGCCGCCGAGCUCGUGUAAAGAAAGGACUUGAAAAAGGACAAUCUUUUUGGAACCACACAGACGCCGUCCCAACGGGAGGCGGUUUGACGAGAAACGCAACACACUUUACUCUGGAGCAAUAAUUAUUCAACCUCCUUUUUUCUCCCCCACCGAUAUCUCUUUUUUUCCACUUCCCAGGAAUCAUCCGGAAGCCAUUUCAGCAUCCACUUUUUUUUGUCUCGAUGAGGCAAGAAUGACACCCACCCUCCCCCACUCUCUUUUUUGUUGAGAUUUGUGAUGACUCGCCACAGUACAGGGCACAUUGUCUUGUGUGGUGUGUUGCACUUUAAAAAAAAAAAAAAAAAGACAAAACUGAGCAUUUAAUUCACUGGAGAGUUCCUGAUGGAAAAGUUUGGAGGUGUAUUUAAAUAAAAACGAAAAGAAAAAGAAUGGAUGUCAGCAGAGGCAUCGUCAUGAAACCCUUUCCCGUUUGACACCAAUGAAAGUACACUUAUACAUAUUGAACAUAUCAGGUGUUGUUCUGGAGCUGCAGGGGGGUCGUGGGGGGGCGGGGGCGGGGCUCGAGCGAUGCGCUCCAUUUUCACCCCCCCCCCCCCCCCCAAGUAUGAUCUAAUAAGGCUGGAUUCACACUGCUCGUCAAAAUGUGCACAAUUCCGAUUUCAAGCCUCGAUCCCUUUUUUUUUUCUGGACUAUUUCCAUGUACAUUUCAAGUGACUCCUGCACUUAUAUAAGGAAAUAACUUCACAAGCACCAACAUGGAAGUAACCACUCACUAAUUCAUGAAUAAUAUCCAUGUUCAACUUUAAAUUUAGUUUAGUUGGCCUUUGGCUAACUCUUCAUAGACUCUCAAGGUAGUAAGGGAAGAUGAACAUCUUUCUAAGUUUAGCCUGGGUUAAUAGCGGGAAUUUUUUUUUCAAGGUCAUCUGAAUGUCAUUUAUUUGAAAGAGUAAUAUAAGUUGAGUUUGAAAUAUUCUUUUGCUCUUGUAGUUUGUGAUAUUUUUUUAACCAUCAAUACACUAUUGGCAAAUUUUAAAAGGAUGCACGCACGUACGGUAUGACGGCAAGGUUACUUUGUCGGUAUAUCUGAUCUGUGUGUUUACGCUGCCCUCGCACUGGUACGUAUCCGAUACGUGUCCAUCUGUUUCGUUUGUUUUUUCCUGAAUUGUGCCACAAAUCGGAAUUGUCGCUUGAAGCGCGUGGUGUGAAUCCAGCCACGGUUCCUCAUUGUCCUGAACCCUGUUGUUGCAUGUGCAAAAUGUGUUUUUUCCGUUUUAAAGACGACUUAAGAAUUUGUAUAUUGUUGUUGUGAUGCUUUUAUGUGUUCUAAUAAAAUAACUUCAAG